CCAAAACAAAAAAACCAAUUCCUCGCAAGUAGUAGGGCACAGGGAUGGGCAUCAACUGAGAUUUCUCUCUCCCAACCUUCCACAGUGGAAGCAACAUCUAUGGUCCAUCGCAUCAGCUUUUUGAACAACACAAGCAGAAGUGCAUAGAGAGAUGGAAACGGGGAAGGUGGUAGUGGAAAGAAUUGGAGGGAAGUCAACGGUCACCCGAUGCUUCUCCAAAUAUCCUCUCAAAUUCAUUAUCCCAACAAAGGUGGGUAGCUCCCAAACUGAUGUUGUUUGGAUUUACUCUCUCACCUAUGGUGGUGGCGUUGUCUCCGGAGAUUCAAUCUCAUGUGAUUUAACGAUUGGAGAUGGUUGCACCACUGUUUUGACCACCCAGGCUUCCACGAAGGUCUACAAGUCUCUGCAAUCUAAGUGUUGUGAACAAGUAUUGGAGGCAAGAAUUGGAAGUGGUGCUCUCUUGGCUGUGAUUCCAGAUCCGGUGACGUGUUUCUCCACUGCAAAGUACUCCCAAAAGCAAGUCUUCAGGGUGUCAGCUGACUCAAACUUGCUUAUUGUUGAUUGGAUCACUAGUGGCCGUCAUGAGAGCGGAGAAAGAUGGGAUUUUGAGCUCUACAAAAGCACCAACCACAUCUUCUUAGAAGGUGACCAACCUUUGUUUCUUGAUGCGAUAUUGCUGGAGCAAGGAAGCAUAACUACUAUUGCUAAACGCAUGCAAGACUAUCAAGUUCUUGCUAUGGUCAUACUCUUGGGGCCAAAAAUGCAACACGUUCAAAACCAAGUUCAACAAUAUGUAAAGAACUUGAUGUCAGAGCAGUUGCAUAUGCCUUCCACUGCGUUGAGACCCUACGGGAAAAUAAAUGCCGAUCAGCGCUUGACUAAACCGGCGUUUAUUGCUUCUUGCAGUGUCUUUGGUCCUAAGGGGGUAGGUGUUGUUGUUCGAAUAGCUGCCAUGACUACCGAAUCCGUUUACAGGUUCCUACAGCAUCAAUUGCUUAGCUUAGAGCCAUUGCUUGGGGUAUCGCCAUAUCGGUCAUCUUGACAAAUGUGUUCCUUUUAUGGUUGGUUACGCCCUCAAGUUGUAGUCGAGUAUUGUUUUGAUGAAUCAAUGAUUUGUUUUAUCUUUGCAACAAUUAUCUCUUUAGUUUUUUCCGAUGCCUCAACAAUCAAAUAACAAAGUAGAGAGCAAAUCAUUGUUUCUGAAUCCGAGAAAUAGGAGUAUAGCAAGUGUGUGGAUUAAGCUGCAGAUCAAUGUUAACCUUCUCUGGAGCAAGUUGCUUCAUGUUUAGGGUUGGGUUGGUUUAUGCUUUGUCUCCUUGGGGAAACUAAAACAUGGCCUUAGGAUUAGUUGGGCUUUCUUUGACUGCUAAUUUGUACGCACAACAUGGAUGCUGAGGAUUAUUGCAAGUUACGACUGAUGGGUUUCUAGUUUUCUUCUACAACUCCAAGCAGCUAUAAGUAAGAAACCGUACUUGACAUUUCUAGAUCAAAUGCCAGUACACAUUGUACAAGCGGGAAACACUGAUAUUGUGUGAUUCACCUUACUGAUGCAUGUACGCGUGCACUUUAUAUUCUACCACCAUUGUUCAUCUGUAUAUUUUUUCCGUGAACUCGCAUCCUUCUGGAAAGUUCGCUUCUUCGGAUGACCUGUGUUCUGUAUUUGGUCUUUUAACAUUUUAGUGCUUUUUGUUUCUGUUUUUCCUGCUUGGGAAAGUGUAAUACUACCUUCCGGUUUAAAGAUUCUCAUAAGGUGCAGGGAAUCGUGUUGAUUUUGCAUCUCA
Messenger RNA from Rhododendron vialii, 1781 nucleotides. RefSeq names its product urease accessory protein D. The record is from RefSeq and is a predicted model, not a curated record. Bases 152 to 1042 code for a protein of 296 amino acids. Gene Ontology annotation, molecular function: nickel cation binding. NCBI's taxonomy places the organism in Eukaryota, Viridiplantae, Streptophyta, Magnoliopsida, Ericales, Ericaceae. The transcript has 9 exons.